This is a messenger RNA of Somion occarium, 2005 nucleotides long. The record is from the annotation of a GenBank genome assembly. Lineage: Eukaryota; Fungi; Basidiomycota; Agaricomycetes; Polyporales; Cerrenaceae.
GUCAAAGCUGACAGCUGCGGAGGACAGCGGCAUGUCGGCGAGGAGCAGCUGCGCCUGGCCCAGGACUCAGUUCUCCUCAGCUCUCAUCUCCUUAUAACCCCCACAGGCUGGGGAUUUUCUUGCUUUUACUCUUCCUCCCUCUGUUUCUGCACAUCAUGAGAGACUCUCUGCCGCUUUCGCUAUUAGCUCUGCUUUCCCUGCUCUCGACAACCGUCAAUGUUCUCGCUGUGCCUAGUGCUGUCUCGGGACAGUCGAUCCCAAUAAUACGACGUUCAAGAGUCCCUCAGAAUGAUAAAGAUCUUGCUGCCUGGGCUCAGAAGCAUAAAGCUUAUAUUGAAGCCAAGUACGGCUUCUCGAAGCCUACAGAGAAACGAGCAAAUGGCUUGAAUCUACUUACAGAUCUUCAGUUUGACUCGAGUUAUUUCGGCUCAAUAGCGGUAGGAACUCCUCCAACGACUUUCAAUGUUAUUUUGGAUACGGGUUCAUCUGACCUCUGGUUGUCAACUUCCACAAGUGAGAGCACAUCCCGUCAAGGCCAAGAUAAUAUACCGCAGUAUAAUCCCUCAUCAUCUUCAUCAUUUGAGCAAGUGAACGAUACAUUUUCCAUUCAAUACGGCUCCGGUGCAGCGAAGGGUGUCCUCGGAAAGGAUACCGUCCAAUUCUCCGGUUUCCAAGUUACCGGCCAGACAUUUGGUUUGGUAACUCAGACGACAGCACAACUGCUGUCAACUCCACUGUCAGGUCUGAUGGGUCUGGCAUUCGAGGAUAUUGCAUCGUCAGGUGCUACGCCAUUUUGGCAGACACUUGUCAACACCCCCGGAACCCUUGACAGUCCGCUCAUGGCAUUCCAAUUAUCACGUUACACCAACGUUACUGAUGCUCAACCACUUGAGCCCGGAGGAACGUUCAACAUUGGAGCUGUGAAUAGCAGUCUCUACACAGGCGACAUCGAUUACCAAAAUACUCCCGAUGGUUCACCUGGGUAUUGGAUAUUGGAGUUGACGUCAAUGAGCGUGCAAGGGAACUCAAUUUCUCUGCCUUCUGGUGAAGGCGCUUGGGCUGCCAUCGAUACUGGAACUACAGGCGUUGGCAUGCCCGCCGAGAUUGUACAGAACAUCUUCGCUCAAGUUCCCGGCAGUCAACCUGCCGGUGGGCAGUUCGAUGGUUACUACACCUAUCCUUGUUCCACCAACAUCGAUGCCCAAGUCGGAUUCGGCAACAGUAGCAACAGAUGGACGAUCUCCUCUGCGGAUUUUGCCUUCCAACAGCUCGAGGAUGGUAGUUGUCUUGGUGCCUUCUUUGAGUUGCCAUCUAGCUCGGGCACAACGACUCCACCUAUUAUCAUUGGCGAUACUUUCCUUAAAAAUGUAUACUCGGUAUUCCGGGCUAGCAACCCACCAUCAGUUGGGUUCGCCACUCUCUCAUCAACCGCUGUGUCUUUGAACGGUGCCGAUGGACCUGUACCUUUGCCUACUAUAGUUUCUUCUCUCUCGGGUGUGAACCCAACUAGUACAGGUGUCUCCGUUGGUACUGGGGGUCAAAAUAAUGGUGCCUCGUCAACGACGAAUGGAGUUCACGUCGCUGGGCUAGCAGUGUCAUUACUGACUGCUGUAGCCCCAUUGCUGUUGUGGUAGGAAUAACAAUAAGGCCAUAACAUACUUCCUUCCACGUCGCGGAGAGUAUACUACACUGUUGUAACGUUUCUUCAAUCCGUUGUGCUCUCAAACGUGUGUGCUAUCCGGACGUUGUCGUUGAUGUUGUCUUAUUUCUUGUUUAUUAUCGCCAUCUUUCCCCUUUGCAUCCUUAUUAUAGUAGAAUAUAACGUACUGGGACUUUUGCAUCCUUAUCAUUUCACUUGAUGUAUAUAUGUGUAUGUUGAUUGUAGGUUGUAGCUACUUUGUAAUGGAUUUACGAGGAUGGAUCAUAAGCCUCAUCGUUGCCUUGUAAAAUGCGUGUUAGUAGAGAUAACAUUUUUCGUUCGCCUGAAUAACGGGUAAGCUACGAC